CUACCCAACUGGCGGCACCCUGGGUUGCUAAGUAUGCAGUUUGCUGAAACGAUUCGCCUGUCAGUUGUUUACAACUGUGGACGAGACACAUUACAACGGUAAACGGUUUCGGAAGGAUUUGGUGAUGCUCGAGCGGCAAAGUAAUGGCAUCGAACCGCCGGUGAAUGCUGAUCCGACCAAAUCCAUCGAUGAUUUGUACCGGAGCAUCCUGCAGGAGAUUCAGUGCUACAAGAAGGAACACGAAGCGAUUCGAGCGGAUUUGAAACUGCUAAUUCAGAGCAAUCGAGUCGGGUGCACACUUGGUGAUUUGCUUCCAGAGGAUGGCGAGGGUGAAAACUUAGACCGGGAACAUUUCAAGCAGCUAUCGAAUGAAGUGAUUAAGAAUCUAAAGAACCAACUUGAGAUUGUGUGGGAGGAAAAAGCUACUCUCGAAAGCCUGUGGAAAAGCUCUCAAAAGACAAUUCAAAUACUUGAGCUGGAGAUAGGCGAGUACCGGCGGCAGCUGAAGCAACCCAAAAGUGUACAGGACCUACGGCAGCAGUAUACGGCCGCACUCCAGCUGCUGGAGCAGAACCUGCACUCGCUGCGGUCGCAAUUGAAUCAGAAAAGCGAGGAAAAUAAACGCCUGCAGGCAGUCGGUGCGACAGGGCGCGAGCGAUUCGAAGCACUCGAGCGGGAUUUUACCGCACUUCAAUCGGAAAACCAACAGCUGCAAGCAACGUUGGAUGCAGUCCGUAACACCGGCACCCGGAUGAAGGACGAACUGGAUCGGGCCAUGGGGGAGAAGGCCGAGCUUGAAGCGCUCCUCGAGCAGGCUAAUGUGCUCGCCCGGCAGCACAUGGCUCGGGAGAAUCAGGCGCUGAUUAAGGUGCAGGAAGCCCUCCAAAUUGCCGAUACGGCUAUCGAGGAGAAGAACUCGCUGUUGAUCCGCGAGCAGGGCGUCCGGGAGGAGUGUGAUUUUCUGGCGUCAACCAUCGGCCAGGUAAUGGAGGAAGCGGCCCGGAAAGUGGAACUGGAAAUGAACGCGAUGAAAGUGGGUUACGAGAACAGGAUAAGCGCCCUCGAGCGUCAGCUGGAGCACAUGCAUGGCUUGCAUGGGAUGCAGCAGAAGGAGACUACAGAGGCGUUAUCGCGCGCCAACGCGCUCGAAGAGAAGUUCAAAAGGCUUAUCGUGACGAACCAGAAUCUCGAUGCGGACCUGCACGCGGCAUCUAAGUUGAUAAUUGAAAUGGAAUUGAAAUUGGAAGCGUUCCAGAAAACGAUGACGAAAGAGUGGGAAAUCAGCAAAACGAGCCAGACGCGGGAACAGGAAUUGAAGCUACUAUUCGAGAACAACGAACAGCUGAAGGAUCGCUGGAAGCGAGAGAUGCUGACACUGACCGAUGGAUUGCAGCGGAAGCUGGAGGCGCACCGGCGGGAAAAUUGCAUCCUCAAGACGGAAAACAAUCAAUUAAGGGAUCAGCUAUUGAAAGCGAACCAGCAACUGGCAGCAGGGCUUGGGCCGGGAUCGGGGUCACUCCUGACGCUAUCGCCGACGACGUGUGCCGGUGAGGAAGGACGGAGCUAGCGAGUGGGAGGCGGCGGGGAUCGAGAAAAUUUCAUCAUAAUCAUCAAUCAUCAGCAUGAGCGGUGGGGUUUGGUUUUGUGUGCUAGGAAUUAUUUUUUUUUUCAAAGAAGCGAAU
Molecule: messenger RNA, 1682 nt
Organism: Toxorhynchites rutilus septentrionalis
Lineage: Eukaryota; Metazoa; Arthropoda; Insecta; Diptera; Culicidae
Product: girdin-like
Exons: 6
Coding region: 125-1567 (480 amino acids)
Source: RefSeq, a predicted model, not a curated record